Protopolystoma xenopodis is the source of this 222-nucleotide messenger RNA. The record is from the annotation of a GenBank genome assembly. Lineage: Eukaryota; Metazoa; Platyhelminthes; Monogenea; Polystomatidea; Polystomatidae.
AUGCGGAAAAGAAUUUCCACAAAGCCUAGACAAGGCCACGAAUGCAUGGCACCUCACCGUCCUGGAGGUCGUGCCGUAAGCCGACAAACUCACGGUAUCAUAUUACACACGGUUAGGUGGCAGAAGGGUGAGCCGGUGGUAUCGGGUCUUCUGCGAGUGGACGAAGUGUAUCCACAACUUUCUGUGGUAGGUUGGCUUGCAUGCUCUCUGCUGGCUCAGUGA